Molecule: messenger RNA, 414 nt
Organism: Dovyalis caffra
Lineage: Eukaryota; Viridiplantae; Streptophyta; Magnoliopsida; Malpighiales; Salicaceae
Source: the annotation of a GenBank genome assembly
AUGAAAGGCAUGGCUGAAUACUCAGAUCAGGUUUAUGUGAUGAGUUGCCCUACAGGCAAUUUAAACAACCUGCCUCGAAGUCACAGUGUCAGCUCCACAAAAUCAAACCACUUCGAUGAUGAUUAUAGGGAGCUUUUAAGGGCUGCCUCCACGAGGAGUGCUUUAGGAAGAAGUAGCAACAGCAGGAUUAAUAUGGAUGUUCCUACAAGACAACAACAAUAUGGUGCUCAUCAACAAGCUGCAACUAAAGUAGCAGACGAUAUGCCCAGGAAUCGUAGCGUUGCUAUUGGAAGGAUCGAUGAAGAAACACCAAGUGAUUUCGAUGAAGAUCAGGAUGUCAAGGUUAAGACUGAUGCUUUUCCCAGAAGCAGAAGCUAUGCUGUUACUAAAAGAACUCCUACUGGGGGGUUUUAA